Molecule: messenger RNA, 3633 nt
Organism: Xylona heveae TC161
Lineage: Eukaryota; Fungi; Ascomycota; Xylonomycetes; Xylonales; Xylonaceae
Product: CNH-domain-containing protein
Exons: 4
Coding region: 1-3633 (1210 amino acids)
Biological process (GO): intracellular signal transduction
Molecular function (GO): guanyl-nucleotide exchange factor activity
Source: RefSeq, a predicted model, not a curated record
AUGGCGGACUACGGCACGCAACAAGGCCGGAAUUACCGACCUAACAACUAUGGGCAUGCGUCUUCCUACCAGAGGGAUGCUGCAUUCUCAUCCAUUUUUGGCGCGACGCCCCCCACGGGGCGUUCCCAGACCAUGACAUCGCAACCUGCACCAAUCUCCCUGCCACGCUCGCAGACGAUGGUGAAUCUGCAGACAUCAGAGGUGGGGAUGCAACGAGGUGGCAUCCCAGCGCGACCACCGCCAAACGGCACCGGUCAAGCUUCGACUGGUUCCUACUAUCAGGGACCACGUCUGCCCGGUGCGCAGGUCUCAUCGCAGCCACAGCCUCAAUAUCUUCCACAACCUCUUCAUCCAGACCGUCGCCCAUACCCACAACCACAACGUGUCGACCCACGACAGCCCGUUCCGCAAUCAUACAACAAACCUGUGCCAAAUCGAGGGUAUCCUGCAGGCCCCGCGGUUAAUUCGGACCCCUUUCGAUCACGGUCCAUGGCCGCUUCCAUGGCUCCGCCACCGCUUCAGAGCCCUCCAAGCGAGUAUUCAAUGGCUCCAGCCAAUGCAUUCCGUCAGCCUUCCUUUCAAUCAAGCACAGCACGGACGACUGCUCAAGGGAGAAUCGUUCCGGAGAGGCAUGAUGAACGCGCCAUGUCAAUGACCUCGUUCUCCUCAGACCGAGACCGUCAUCAGACCAUGAGCGGGAGAGUCAUACCGAGCCGGAGAAGGGAGUCUGUACCAGAAUUGGACUCGACCGAGACCUCAUCGGAGCGAUCCGUCGUCCCAGCGCCAUCAUUGAGUGCGGCAGCCAAGGCCCGAUUCCCAAGCUACAGCUCUACGCAAAGCACCGCGCGUAGCAUGUCAAUGGCUUCGACAACAGUUGCCUCUCCGUCAGAGAGAAACGACUCAAUGCAGAAUCGACCGCCGGUCGCUAAGACUAUGAGCAACAGUAGCCAGAAUGCAGUCGUAACCACCGCCCAACGACGUGCACCAUUGGUCUAUCCGGCGCUCCUGUCAAAGGUGGCCGAUACUUUUCGAGAGCGCAUUAACGUGGGAGAGCGCAGCAAGAACGAUUUGACGUACAAGAGCGCGUUUACCGGACAGGAGGCUGUGGAUUUGAUUGCAUACAUCAUCAAGACAACGGACCGUAAUCUCGCUCUCCUCCUCGGAAGAGCCCUGGAUGCGCAAAAAUUCUUCCACGACGUGACCUACGAUCAUCGGCUGCGGGAUUCCCCCUUUGAGCUUUAUCAGUUCCGGGAGACACUGAUGGAGGACUCCUCGGACGUCAAUGGUGUUUUUACACUUCUCACAGAGUGCUACUCGCCUACAUGCACGCGCGAUCGGCUGUGCUACUCCAUUGCCUGUCCUCGGCGAUUGGAGCAGCAGGCACGACUAAACCUAAAACCACAGCCAGGGUUGAAGAGAGAGGAGUCGCGGUCGAGUCUGCACGCUGAGGAAAAUGAUGAACAGAAGCUCUGGAUCAAUACCGUUUCAAAGGAGGUGGCAGACAGUGUAAGCGACAAGGAAAAGAAGCGCCAAGAAAUCAUUGCAGAAAUCAUGUACACCGAGCGCGAUUUCGUCAAGGACCUGGAAUACCUACGAGACUUUUGGAUGAAGCCCUUGCGAUCGACCAAUCCUGCCAGCCCCUCUCCAAUUCCCGAGCAUCGACGCGAAAAAUUUAUUCGUACCGUCUUUGGAAACUGUCUCGAGGUCCAUGUUGUCAAUUCCAAGAUGGCCGAGUCUCUCACAAGAAGACAGCAGCAGAACCCAAUUGUUCGCAAUGUCGGCGAUAUUUUCCUGGAAUUUGUCCCACGGUUUGACCCUUUUAUCAAAUAUGGUGCAAAUCAGCUCUAUGGAAAGUAUGAAUUCGAAAAGGAGAGAGCUUCUAACCCUGCCUUUUCUCGAUUUGUUGACGAAACGGAGCGAUUAAAGGAGUCAAGGAAGCUUGAGCUCAAUGGCUAUCUAACGAAGCCUACGACUCGAUUGGCGAGAUAUCCACUACUAUUAGAAAACGUCCAGAAAUACACUGCAGAAGACAAUCCUGACACCAAUGAUAUCCCAAAGGCAAUUUCUCUCAUCAGGGAUUUCUUAUCCCGUGUCAACGUCGAGUCUGGAAAGGCCGAGAACCACUUCAAUCUUAUGCAGCUCAACCAACAGCUCAAGUUCAGACAGGGAGAGUAUGUCGAUCUCAAAUUGACUGAGGAGAGUCGACAGCUGCUCUACAAGGGCUCACUGAAGAAGGGGCCUUCGGACAGCGCCGAUAUUCACGCCUACCUCUUUGAUCACGCAGUCUUAUUUGUUCGGACCAAAGUUGUCAAUAAGCGGGAAGAACUCAAGGUUUACCGCAAGCCAAUCCCGCUUGAGCUUCUAGUCGUGUUGCAGAUGGACGAGUUGUAUCCAAAAAUGGGAAUUGCAAAGCGGCCAUCAUCAAGUUUGAUACCUGGUUCUUCAAAGAGCAUGUCAAACGUGCCAAAGACUGACCUCUCAAGCAAGCAAAGCUAUCCGAUCACCUUUAGGCAUCUUGGUAAAGGCGGCUACGACCUCACCUUGUAUACUAACACUCAUAUGCACCGAAAGAAAUGGUUGGAGCAUAUCGACGCCCAACAGAGGCGAUUGCGGGAGCGAAGCAACAUUUAUACCCAGACCAACCUUUGCGAGAGGUUCUUUAGUGCUGCCAACCGUGUUAACUGCCUUGUUCCCAUUGAUGGUGGUCGGAAGCUGGUCUUUGGAACGGAUAAUGGCAUUUAUCUGUCAGAUCGAAAACCCAAAGAAGUGGGAGCGCGGCCCAAGCGCGUUCUCGAUGUUAGCAACGUGACCCAAAUUGAUGUCCUAGAGGAAUAUCAAUUGCUGCUUGUGCUCUCUAACAAGACUCUCUUCUCCUAUCCCUUGGAAGCUCUUGAUCCGAACGAGGGCCUCUCAUCUCAGACCAAGAAGCCCAAGAAGAUUGGCCAUGUCAACUUCUUCAAGGCUGGCGUCUGCCUUGGGCGUCAUCUUGUCUGCUGCGUCAAGACAUCUGCACUGUCAACAACGAUCAAAGUGUUUGAGCCAAUGGAGUCGAUGCUGAAGAGCAAAAAGAAGCCGGCUCUCAGUAAAAUGUUUACUCCUACAACCGACGCACUCAAGCCCUUCAAGGAGUUUUACAUUCCGACCGAAUCCUCCUCGAUCCAUUUUCUCAAGUCCAAAUUGUGUGUUGGUUGCGCCCGUGGCUUUGAAGUUGUCAGUCUUGAGACGCUCGAGACUCAAUCUCUUCUUGACCAAGCCGAUACGUCGUUGGACUUUGUCGCACGCAAAGAAAACAUUAAGCCCAUUCAUAUCGAGCGUCUCAGCAGCGAAUUUCUCCUCAAUUAUUCAGACUUUUCCUUCUUUGUCAACCGCAACGGUUGGCGGGCCCGACCCGAUUGGAAGAUUACCUGGGAAGGCAACCCUCAGGCCUUUGCUCUUUCUGCGCCCUAUAUUCUUGCUUUUGAGCCUAGUUUUAUUGAGAUUCGUCACGUUGAGACGAGCGCCCUGGUUCAUAUCCUUACGGCGAAGAACAUUCGCAUGCUGCAUUCCUCAACGAGAGAGAUCCUGUACGCUUACGAGGAUGAAUCGGGCGAAGAUGUAGUAGCCAGCCUUGACUUCUGGAGCCGGUCUCAGUAA